ACAACAACAACCCUUGCUAUUUGGAGGAAUACAGGAAUACAAAACUGUUCCUUUUCGGAACACAGUUUGACAAAUGGUUCUACAAAAUAGAAUGUUGGCUCUGUUAGGGCUACUUUUUUUAGCCAAUGUACAGGCAAAGAAUCACAAUGUAUUCUGGAAGUCAGACGAGAAUGGCGUGUAUGUAAUAGACGGAGUCUUUAACAAAGCAACGAAAGCCCUUCGCAACGUUGUUUCGACAUUCAAGGACACCAACUGGAGGUUUACUAUUGAUGAGACCAUAGGCCACAAAGAGAAUCAAUCUUUGAAGAUGGGUUUUGCCACGAAAUCUUCUGAAAUUAUCCAGAAUCUGAGUGCUAACAAAGUUCUGGGAAAGCUUGUCUCCGAAAUUUACGGUUUGUCCAAAGUGGCCCUUACUGAAACUCAAGGACGAAUGGUAGAAAGAGGUGAUUUUAACCCUGUAAUUAGUCGUUGUUUUCAGGAUUCCUCACAAUUUUUGGCUUUACUCACCUUGUCAAAGAAAUGGAAGAAAAAUGAUUACGGCGAGAUAACAGUGUAUGACAAAGAUGGUGAAGUUCUUAGAUCUAUUUUUCCUCGGUUUGGUAGAGUGAUACUAAUCCCCUGUGGUAUUCAAUUCAAGAUUUCUCCACCCUGUGUUAAUGCUGAAAUAAGACAUUACUUUCUGCUAUCUGAGUUUGGAGAAAAUCUUUCAAAAUCUAUGCUUGAAUCCAAAGACCAGAUUUUGUCAGAUAAUAGCUUGACAAGAUUUUUUGCUAAUAAUUAUGAGACAGACAAAUUUCAAUACCAAGAUUUUGCGCCAGAGAACUAUGUAACUAAAAAGUUCUACACAAAAGAUGGAAAAAAGAUAUUUGUUUAUGAUGAUGUUUUUCCAGCAAAGGCCAUAGAUAUUCUUCAUCAGUUUAUUGUAAACAUUGCUGAGUAUUAUGAGAGUCCAGUCUUUGAGAAAGAUAGUGCAGAUAAUGUUAAAUGGAUUAUUUCUCUUGAUGACCCACAUUUUGAAGAUGGACCAAUUUGGAAUGUGAGUAGAAAGCUUUUGGCUCACAUUGCUGGCAAGGAUUUUUUCCCUUAUGACCUUGCUUGUAACCAUGUCCGCAGGACUGAUAACACAUUUUCUCACAAAGACAACUAUGAGGAUGCCGAUGAGUACACAGUUUUGAUCUAUCUUAAUAAAGAUUGGACAGAGAAUGAUUAUGGAGAAACAACUUUCCUACAGGAUAAUGAAAUAGUUGCAGCUCUGAGGCCAAGGUAUGGAAGAGUUGUAAUUUUUCAUGGAACCAUUGAUCAUUCAGCACAUCCUUCAAGUCCAGAGCACCAAGGAGCAAGAUACACAUUUGCAAUCAAGACUGCUGCCACCAGAAAACAUGCUCUUAAUAGAAUCCUUGAAAGUGAGGCAGGUCUAUCUUUUUCGGGUGCCAUUGGCAAAUUGAAAAGCUUAGAGACCAAGGGAACAUCAGCUCAAAAGAAGUUUGCAAAAAGUGCCAUUGAUACAUUAGAAAAUGGCAGGAUACCUAGCUCUGAAUUCCUAGUCAAGCUGCAGAAGGCCAUCAAGUUAUAAGCAGGAUUGACCUUCUUUAUCAAUCUUUCUAUUCAGAUUAAGUGCUUCUUAGGUCUGUAUUUAGUAGAGAUAUCCCUAAAGGCAUGGCAUAAUUUUUUUCUGAAUGUUUCCGUGAUAAAUUAUUUUCUGGGGCAGACUGUUAUCCUCCUGUUGCACAGAAAGUAGAUGGAGAAAUUUUUGGGUUUAAGUAGUCAUGUUUAUUUCAGAAUUUUCUUCACUAUUUCACACAUACUUGCAAAAUAAAUGUCAAAGUUCACA
Messenger RNA from Rhopilema esculentum, 1831 nucleotides. RefSeq lists its product as uncharacterized. NCBI's taxonomy places the organism in Eukaryota, Metazoa, Cnidaria, Scyphozoa, Rhizostomeae, Rhizostomatidae. The record is from RefSeq and is a predicted model, not a curated record.